ACUUGUUGGGUUUGACGGCACAUGGACAUAGUGAAGUACUUAAGCGUAGUAAUUCACUUUUGGAGUCGGUGUUGGUUUGUUAUUGCUGGUCUUUAUGAAAACAUUUGAGUUUGGGUGCUGUUUUUAAAACAUUUGCGGUUGGAUGAUAUAACAUCGCCGUGUCCUACCAUGCUUGAUGGAAUACUCGAAUAAGUAAUUAUAGAUUGUAGGGCAAAACACAAGGGUGAUUUUUUUUUUAUUUCCAGAGAUUUCCUUUGGUCCACCGGUUCGUUGAAAGGUAUUGGUAAUUUGAAUGGAAGUGGCCUUGAUAAUGAUGCAGCGCUUGUGCUAUGCUUAAAUAGUGUGACAUAGUGGUAUUUUUCUAUUUCUUUGCAUUUGGAGGACGCUGUUAAAAGAAACAAACUCUGCUAUUCUUGCAGCAGAGAUCAGUAUUGAUUGUAGAAACUGUUAACAUUAUUUUUGUAACGUGGAUAGCUAAUCUUGGUGAAAUUGCUAAUCGUGCGUUUGGUUUGGAAGGUUAUCUGGAGUUUUCAGAGUUUUCGUUUUGUAGGACAAUGUGUCGUGACGCCGAACCGGGGCGCCACUGCUGCCCGGUGCUGGUCGGUAGAAGAUUUCUUUGCGUUUUCGGAAAUGAAGGCUCCCUACCGGAGGGAGAAGUAUUUAAAUGGCGGUGGGAGUCUGGGACUAUUGGUGCAGUUUCUCACAAAGACCUCGCUUGUCGACAUCUUAAGGUGUUUGUGGAGUUUGAUGGCGAGCCAUGGGAGAAGAGAAGAUGGCUGGAAGUCUACAGCCAGUUUGCAGUUUUUCUGUUUGAGCACGAUUUGGCUUUAGCAGAAAGAAAAUUUAAAGAGAAAGAGGAGACUACUCAGUGGCCUGCUUUGAUUUAUAAAUGCUUAGUUGACAAAGCUGGUUUAGGAUCCUUUAGUCCUGUGGAGUACUUGGUUGAUCGAGAGAGAGGAUUUCUUUCAGGAAAUAGCUUGAGGCCAUUUCAGGAUGUGGAUAGUUUGAGACCUGCAUUGAAAGCCAGUAAAGAGCUUUCAGAGGAGAUUCAGAAGUGGCACAAGAACCAGUGGGCACAGAAAAACCUGUUGCAAGGUAGCAGAAACUUAACUGGAUCAGAAGUACGUGUAUACAGCCUGGAGCCUCUGUCUCAGUGGUUUACUGCAACUAUUGUGCAAGGUGAUCCAGUCAGGAAGACCGUAAAAAUCAAACGUGAACAGGUUGCACGUACACAAGUUCUCGAUGCUUCAGUUAUUCGGAUUGAAUUUCUGUGUGAUGCUCUGCAAGCUAAUUCCAAGGAAAUUGCUGGUUUGAAAAGAUGCUCUUCUGAUGGAGAGCAUAAUGAAAUCAAACGAAAAUGUAUUGAAACAGAAAAGUCAUGUGCUGAUGUGGACCCUCAAGUUUCUGAUCAUCCAACUGAAGGUCGGAUAGCUGUAUCAAAUGCUCCAUCCCAGGAAAUUCAGCCACCUGUUAAUUUGGGAUAUGCAGUGUACUCGAGAGAUAAUGGUCAAACUUCGAUUAUAGCUGACCUACAAGAACAAACUGAGAAUCUGAGGCCAUUACAGAACAGUCAGGAAGUUUUCAAUGUUGACACUAGCCGUGCUUAUGUGCCAUUAACUGGUCAGAUCGCUGCAAAAUCUGUUUCUGGUUUUGAGGAAGCACUUCUGGGUCAUGCUGCUGCAACCCCUAGUAGUAAACGGACUCUACUGCAAAGUACACCUCCACUGGCAAGUUCACCACCCCACAUGAAUGCUGAAACUCCCUUAAGUUCUGAAGUGGAGUUUUCCUUUAAUGUCCUUCAGAUGUCUAUUCUAGCAAAAUUGGACUCGUACAGAACCCAUCCAGCAGCUCUUGUUGAGUUGUUAAAUUCUGCAUGGUUGACAUUUGAAAAUGAUGUGUACAAUGACGCUGAGUAUGGUACUGUUAAUGCAGAAUCAAAUAUUACCAAAGAGGAAAUACAAGCUUUGAAAGAUUUAAAGAACAAUUCUGGUAUUGUUAUUCGGCCCUCUGAUAAAGGCGGGCCAACUGUCGUUAUGAAUAGUUCCUAUUAUUUUGACACAAUGAUGGACAUGCUCAAUACUGAUGCAUAUGAAACUAUUGACAUGAGUAGUGUGGAUGUGAUUGUCAACAACAUCAGGAGAGCAUUGUUGUCAGGUCAAGGAAGAAUUACAUUGAGUAUAAUCACUUUGCAUGUUACCAAACCAAGAGGGAACAUUUCGCUUUUGUUGGCCGCAAUGAGUCUGGAAGGACAGGAAGAGCUUGGCCAAUCGAGGAAACUGAUUGGCCAGCUCACUGAACUGAUAGAUUUGCUCACUCCUCUUUGUGCAAGUUUGUUGGGGCAACAUGCAGGAAUGCAAGUAAACGGAAACGGAACCGAAAGGUUGAGCUCGAACAGCAGCAAAAGGAAAAGGGAGCUUAUGGGUGAAGAUAAUGACGCCGGCGACCUUGUUGAUGAAAGAGGAACUUGUUUUAAUCCAUACGAUACACCGAGCAUCUUUGGGGCCGAAGCUGAAGGGACUGGAGUAUUAAACGAAGUACUGACAGAACCUGGGGCUCAUGCAAAGAAGCAAAAGUCGAAUGGCUCAUGUACAGGUACUGUUUUUUCUAACAUGAGCGCCACUUCUACAAAUGAAUGGCUAAAGAGAGACUUUUUGUUUAAUAGUAACACAUAUACAGGCACGAAGUACUUGGAUGGAGAGCCUUAUUUUUUAAAAUUAGAUAAGCUUAAGGCUUUAAUGACAAAAUUUAAAACAGUCAAUAUUGAGAAUGCAUAUUUGAAAGAGUGUUUAAAGAAAGAAAUUGUACCCAAAGGACUUCGUGUAUGUAAAUAUCCAAAUAAUGUUGUUUUGGGUUCUGUUUUUCAUACCAGUUUAGUCAAAGCAUUUAAUAGAUGUGGUUUAGAUAUUGUGAGACUUAUUGAAGAAAAUGAAAGGAAACAAGAAUGUUUAAAUAUUGAAAUUGAUGAACUAGAUGCUUGUAUUAAAAAAGACCUAAAACAUGGGAUUAGGACAGAGAGGGAGAAAUAUUAUAAAAUCAGACAGGACAUUGAUGUAAAAUGUGAAGAACUUUUACAACGGAAAAUGGGAAAAUUAAAAAGGGAUAUUAUGGAUUAUGAAACUGGUAAUAAUUAUCCCAAACCACCAUUCUCUAAGUGGGAUUCCAAGGUCAGUAACAACCUUAAAUGGAACAAAAAAGACAUUAGUAACAACAAUUAUAGGAAAGAUAGUUACUAUGACCAGGAAUUCCCCCCACUAGAUAGAGAAAUACAAGGUAAUGCUGCCCGCUCAGUGUUAAAUGAUGACCAGAUACUAGCAAAAUUAUUGAGGAGUGGUGAGGCAUUUGUGCAGGAUGACUCGUGUAACAAUAUUGCACCACAUUUGCAUAAGUGCAGAGAAUGUCGUUUGCUUAACUAUCGAAAAUACAGAGAUCAAGGCGAUAAAGUUUUUUGUAGAUUCUUUCAGUUUAGAAGGUUACAGUUCAAUAAACAUGGAAUUCUGCGAGAAUUGGGUUUCUUGACACCAAAUAAGUAUGACAAAGAAUCUUUAAGUGUUUGGAUGCCGUGUGCUAAUCGUAUUGAAGGUUUGGACCUUGACACAGCGAAAUAUAUUCUAGCUAAUGUUGGAGAUCUAUUCUGCCAGCUGGUUGUGUGCGAGAAGGAGGUUAUGGCUUCAAUAGUACCAUAUAAACAGGUGGUUUGGAAGCAAGCAGUUCGAGGUGUUAGAGACAUGUGUGAUGUCUGUGAAACAACCCUGUUCAACAUCCACUGGGUCUGUUCGAAAUGUGGAUUUGGAGUUUGCCUGGACUGCUACAGGAUGAAAAAAAAUGCUUCACUCUUGGGAACAGGCGAUAUUUUUACUUGGUUCAAGUGUGUGAAGGGUCAGCAGCAUGAACCAGAAAACUUAAUGCCUGCUCAGAUAAUACCUGGAAGAGCUCUUUAUGAUGUUGGAGACAUUUUGCACUCUCUGAGGGGGAAGUGGGGCAUUAAAGCUAAUUGCCCUUGCUCAAAUAAACAGUUUAAAGCUUUGUCAAAGCCUUCUGUAAAGGAAGAAAUUAAACAGGAUCCUGUCGUGCAGCAAUUUUCAUAUAAGCAGACUAGCUUGAACUUGGAAGAUAGUAACAGCAGACCUUCAUAUGCUGUACAGCCUGAGGCUUGCUUUGGUUCUGCAUCAAGUUCUGCAGCAGUCAGUUUUGCCACCCUUGCAAACAAUGUAAACAAAGAAAAUAAAGAUGUAUUUUCAUCUUCCUUCAAAAUGGAGACAAAACAGGGUGGCCAGCUUUUGCCUUUAACCAGCACUUCUGUCAAGCAACCUUCAGCAUUUCAAACAUUCAGUAAUUUGGCUUUGCCAUCAUCAAGCAGUGGUGGCACUUGUAGUUCUGGCUUUCUCAGGGAUCUCCUCAAUUCCAGUGGAGGAAAGCCUGUGAUAGUGUCUGGAAUGCAAAGAAAACUGAAUACAGCCCUUUGGACUCCAGAGUCUUUUAGAGAAGAAUUUGGUGACCAAGAAGUUGAUUUAGUGAAUUGCAGAACAAAUUCCAUUAUUUCAGGAACUACUGUCAGAGACUUUUGGGAUGGUUUUGAGGAUUUAUCACGACGAUUGAAGACAAAAGAAGGUGAGCCAAUGGUUCUGAAGCUGAAGGACUGGCCCCCUGGUGAAGAUUUCAAAGACAUGAUGCCUAGUCGGUUUGAGGAUCUGAUGUCAAAUAUUCCCUUACCAGAAUAUACCAGAAGAGAUGGGAAGCUGAAUCUGGCCUCAAGGCUUCCAGAAUUCUUUGUCCGGCCUGACUUGGGUCCAAAGAUGUACAAUGCAUAUGGUUUAAUAUCAGCAGAAGACAGGAAGUAUGGCACAACAAACCUUCAUUUAGAUGUAUCGGAUGCUGCCAAUGUAAUGGUUUAUGUGGGCAUUCCUAAAGGAGAAAUUAAUCACGAGGAUGAGGUUCUGAAGACCAUCCAGGAUGGUGAUGUUGAUGAGCAGACAAUAAAACGGUUUACUGAAGGAAAUGAGAAGCCUGGAGCUUUGUGGCACAUAUAUGCAGCAAAAGAUACUCCAAAGAUCAGAGAACUGCUUAAAAAGGUAGCACGUGAACAAGGUCAGGAAAACCCUCCAGACCACGAUCCAAUUCAUGAUCAAAGCUGGUACCUAGACAAAACACUGAGGAGGCGCCUGUACCAAGAAUAUGGUGUGCAAGGAUGGGCAAUUGUACAGUUCUAUGGAGAUGCUGUUUUUGUUCCAGGUGGUGCGCCUCAUCAGGUUCAUAACUUGUACAGUUGCAUUAAAGUGGCAGAAGAUUUUGUAUCUCCCGAGCAUGUCAAGCAUUGCUUCUGGCUUACUCAGGAAUUCAGAUAUCUGUCUCAUACACAUACCAACCAUGAAGACAAACUGCAGGUGAAGAACGUUAUCUUUCAUGCUGUGAAAGAUUCCAUUGCCAUUCUGAAAGCAAAUGAGACAAGUCUGUCUAAACCGUAACUCAACCACCAAUUAUCCAGAUGAGCAUUUUUGAAAGAACUGUACAAAAAGCAUUGCAUAAUGCUCUGAGUAAAGUUGUAUUUCCAUUUGAGAUUUGAGAAAUGAAAAUUACAGGAGGAAUGAAUGUCUUAAAGUCACAGAUUUGACAAAGAAAGCCACUUCUUGAUAGUCUUCAUGCACGAAAAAAGCUGCAUUAUGUCUUUUUGAUUAGUUCAACUGUUACCAGAGCAUCUUUGUACAUAGUGACUGUAACCUCAGUUACCAUUUCAAACAAACCAGUAUUAUGGUGCUGUUAACCAUUUGAAAUACAGUUUAUAAAUUCACUCCAAGAACAACAUUGUCUUGUUACACUACUACUGAAUUGUUUUUCCGGGUUGUAAAUUAGUGUACCAAAAGAAAAUGUGUAUACCUCUUCAGUAGCUCUUGAUGUA
Molecule: messenger RNA, 5893 nt
Organism: Protopterus annectens (West African lungfish)
Lineage: Eukaryota; Metazoa; Chordata; Ceratodontiformes; Protopteridae
Gene: KDM3A
Product: lysine demethylase 3A
Exons: 27
Coding region: 555-5462 (1635 amino acids)
Biological process (GO): regulation of transcription by RNA polymerase II
Cellular component (GO): chromatin; histone deacetylase complex
Molecular function (GO): histone H3K9 demethylase activity; chromatin DNA binding; transcription coregulator activity
Source: RefSeq, a predicted model, not a curated record